Molecule: messenger RNA, 3484 nt
Organism: Lampris incognitus (smalleye Pacific opah)
Lineage: Eukaryota; Metazoa; Chordata; Actinopteri; Lampriformes; Lampridae
Product: eukaryotic translation initiation factor 4E type 3-like
Exons: 7
Coding region: 140-817 (225 amino acids)
Biological process (GO): translational initiation
Cellular component (GO): eukaryotic translation initiation factor 4F complex
Molecular function (GO): translation initiation factor activity; RNA 7-methylguanosine cap binding
Source: RefSeq, a predicted model, not a curated record
GGAGCGUCAUCGGAGGGUAGGCGGAAAAGCGGCGGUGUUUCUCGGGAUGAAAACCCGGGCGACCUCCCCCCCUCCUCCCUCUCUACGCAUUUGAAGCUCCAACACAGGCCGCACAACCGUAGAUUUACAAAACGCAGAAAUGGCCGUUCCUGUAGGUGCAGAUCUGCAGAUGGACAGCGGUGCACCGAGCGAGCCGGCGGUCUCGCCGGAGAACGAUAUCCACAUCGACGAAAAGGAGUUGGAAAACAUCACAAAGAACCACCGCGAAGACGCCACAACGCUGGCCCUGCACUCCCCCUGGACGUUUUGGCUUGACCGGUCAUUACCAGGGACGACAGCAGCAGAAUGUGAGUCCAGUUUGAAGAAGAUCUACACAGUGCAAACUGUCCAGACGUUCUGGAGCGUAUACAACAACAUCCCUCCAGUCACAGCCCUGCUUCUGAGAUGUAGCUAUCACUUAAUGCGUGGAGAAAGGAGGCCUCUGUGGGAGGAAGAGAGUAACGCUAAAGGGGGAGUAUGGAAGAUGAAAAUACCAAAAGAAAGCACUCCUGCAGUUUGGAAAGAAUUGUUACUUGCUACUAUUGGGGAGCAGUUUGCAGAUUACUGUGCCUCAGAUGAUGAGAUUGUGGGUGUCAGCGUAAGUGUCCGUGAUCGGGAAGAUGUUGUUCAAGUCUGGAAUGGGGAUGCUUCACUUGCUAGCGAAGCUAAUAUCCUGGGAAAAGUCUAUGAGCUACUCCCCCACAUAUCUUUUAAAGCAGUUUUUUAUAAAUCACACAAGGAACAUCAUGCUUUUGAAGGAGGACGUUCAAGACAUUAGUUUGUGAUGCACUUUUCCUCCCUUUUUUAUCAAACCAGAAUCAGAACUCUUCUUAGCUGGAUUUUAGGCUUUGUCCACAUCUUAAUCAAGAACAAUAUUUUGCAUUUAUUAAUGCAAUAUGAGCAAUAUAUUUUUAUAAAUUCAAACGACGGAUGCCUUUUUUCAGUUAGACAUUUACAUUAGCUCUGGAAUUCUGUAAGACCUAUGUCAGAUGGAUUUGAGUUUUGUCUGCAAGCUUGUCAGUCCUGACUUCCUGUACUGAGCUGCACAACUCCGCUGUCAAGGCCUUGUUUUCUGCACAGCAUAUGGACCUAACAGUUGAUCCCUGGUGUAGAAGUAGCAGUUACAUAACCUCACCACUUUUCAGAUACAUCUCAUAUUCCUUAAGAGAGCUAGCUUCGGAGAAGUUUUUAAUCAUUUGACCUGCUCAGUGCCAAAGCACUUUUUAUUUCUUUUCUUUUUCAGCAUUCGAGAAAAUUUGUAGCCUACUGAUGAAAAGUGUUUUGCUUGUAUGGACUAUGUCCCACUUGUAAGGAUGUGAUGAAUUCACUGUGUUUUGAUAACCGUUUUAUUUGUGUAUCCAGUUUAAAUCAGGACCACAUUUGGAGACAUAGACCACUGACUUUUCUAAACACACCAACUCUCCUUCAUGAAGUUAUCCUAGGUAUUAUUCUACAGCAUAUGUUCAGGAGACAAGAUGAUUGUAACGGACCUGUCGGCUUUGGUUUUCCAAACAUUUUUGCCUCAUUAAAUAUGAGAGUUGGAUGUUUUAUGAUCCACUCCAGUCAAUUCAUAUACUGGAAGUAAGACUAUUAUUUGCAUUAAUUAAGUCACACUGGCAAAUUCACUCAUUACCUUCAAGACAAAUGCUGUACUCUCACUUAAAUGUGUAGUACACAUGUACUUUCUUAUACCAGUACAUAUUGUUUGUUUGUCAUACUCUGUCCUUGUUGCCAUUUUAUAUAUAUACACACACACACACACACACACACACACACACACACACACACACACACACACACACACACACACACACACACGUGUACAAACACACACUGAUCAGCUAAAAACAUUAAAACCAACUGCCUAAUAUUGUGUAGGUCCCCCUCAUGCCACCAAAAUAGCUCUGACCAGCUAAAAAGAUUAAAACCAACUGCCUAAUAUUGUUUUGGUCCCCCUCAUGCCACCAAAAUAGCUCUGACCUGUCGAGGCAUGGACUCCACAAGACCUCUGAAGGUGUCCUGUGGUAUCUGGCACCAAGACGUUAGCAGCAGAUCCUUUAAGUUCUGUAAAUUGGCAAGGUGGGGCCUCCAAGGAUCAGACUUGUUUUUCCAGCACAUCCCACAGAUGCUUGAUGGGAUUAAGAUCUGGAGAAUUUGAGGCCAAGGCAACACCUUGAACUCUUUGUCAUGUUCCUCAAACCAUUCCUGAACAAUGCGUGCAGUGUGGCAGGGUGCAUUAUCCGAAAGAGGACACUGCCAUCAGAGAAUACUGUUGCCAUGAAGGGGUGUGCUUGGUUUGCAAUGAUGUUUAGGUAGAUGGUACAUGUCAAAGUAACAGCCACAUGAAUGCCGGGAUCCAAGGUUUCCCAGCAGAACAUUACCCAGAACAUCACACUGCCUCCGCCGGCUUGCCUUCUUCCCAUAGUGCAUCCUGGUGCCAUCUCUUCCCUAGGUAAAUGACACAAAUGCACCCAGCCGCCCACAUGAUGUAAAAGAAAACGUGUUUCAUCAGACCAGGUCACCUUCUUCUACUGCUCUAUGGUCCAGUUCUGACACUCGUGCCCAUCGUAGGUGCUUUCAGCAGUUGACGGGGUCAUCAUGGCCACUCUGACUGGUCUGCAGCUACACAGCCCCAUACACAGCAAGCUGUGAUGCACUGUGUUCUGACACCUGUCUAUCAUAGCCAGCAUUAACUUUUUCAGCAAUUUGAGCUACAGUAGCUCUUCUGUGGGAUCAGACCAGAUGAGCUAGCUAGCCUUUGUUCUCCAUAUGCAUCAAUGAGCCUUGGGUGCCCAUGACUCUGUCGCCAGUUCACCAGUUGUCCUUCCUUGGACCACUUUUGGUAGGUACUGACCACUACAUACUGGGAACAUCCCACACAAGACCUGUCAUUUUGUAGCUGCUCUGACCCAGUCAUCUAGCCAUCACAAUUUGGCCCUAGUCAAAAGUCGCCCAGAUACUUAAGCUUGCGCCCAUUUUUCCUGCUUCCAACACAUCAACUUCAAGAACUGACUUCACUUGCUGCCUAAUGUGUCCCACCCCUUGGCAGGUGCCAUUGUAACGAGAUAAUCAAAGUUAUUCGCUUAUCUGACAGUAGUUUUAAUGUUUUGGCUGAUCUGUGUGUGUGUGUGUGUGUGUGUGUGUGUGUGUGUGUGUGUGUGUGUGUGUGUGUGUAUAUAUAUAUAUAUAUAUAUAUAGUAGUGGCAAACAGCCAUUAGUCCAUUAGUAUAAGUUGCAGAUUUCAAGAAACAACUCAUUUUGUCAUAUUGUGUUUUAUAGCAUGUGAAAGACUGUUUCCUUUGAGCGCACCAGUAUGAUGAAAUUGAUAGAUAGCUGCCAAAGAAAGACUGCCCAAUUUCAAGAUCAGCUUGAUGCCACCUUGACUCCUCUUGAGUUACCUUUACACAGUGGUUGACAUGCUCUAACUGUUGUCUUCAAUUUAGGA